UCCUCCCCUUUCCCUCUCUCUCUCCCUCCCCUCACCACCACCAAUCCAUAUUCCCAACUCUUCUUCCUCCAAAAACCCAUUUCCCUCUCCCCUUUCUCUGCCCACUCCAAAGCCCACCUGGGCCGGUUGUUAGCCCAAUCUCAAGAACCCAUCACCACCAUUGCAGAAGCAGAAGCAGAAGAAGAAGAAGAAGAGGGUCCCUUUGAGCUGCCACCAUCUGCUUCUUCUACAUCAAUCUUUGCUACAAACGAUGACCCCUCUCCUCUCCAAACCGCCACCAGCGUUUUGCUCACUGGUGCCAUUGGGGUUUUCCUGUUUCGGUCCCUUAGACGCCGUGCUAAGCGUGCUAAAGAGCUGAGAUUGAGGUCAGCAGGGUCAAAGAAAUCAUUGAAGGAAGAGGCGCUAGACAACUUGAAAGCAAUGGGGUCAGCUGCAAUUGAAACCAAGCCAUCCCCACCCUCACCAGUUCAGGCACUUUUGGGUAGCAUAGCUGCGGGUGUCAUUGCCCUUAUUCUUUAUAAGUUCACCCUUACGAUUGAGGCAGCUCUUAACCGCCAAACAGUUUCUGAUAAUUUCUCGGUUCGUCAGAUAACAAUAACUAUCAGGACUAUUGUGAACGGAUUGUGCUACCUUGCAACAUUUGUUUUCGGCAUCAAUUCUAUUGGGUUAUUUCUUUAUUCUGGUCAACUUGCUAUAAAUUCAUUCAUGGAAGAUUCCACAACUAAAGAAAAUGAAAGUCCAGGUGAGAAGAAUCGAGGCUCAGUAAGUUCAGUGGCAGAAAAUACUGUAGAUGGGACUGAAUUGACCAGUAGCAGGGAGGAUCAGAGUCCAGAUGAUAAACAGUAGUGGUAGAGAUAAUCAACAGUGUAGUGGAAGGAAUAGGCUUCUGUACUUUUAACUCAUCUUCAAAGAGGAAAUGUAAAUGUCGGUCACAAUGUUUCAUAUAUAUGACCUUCCUAUCUUGAUAGCUAUGCUGUUCCAUAUUCACAGCCUUCUUUUGUUUACAUGUAUGCAAUUCAAUCAUCCAGGAAGUUAUUACCUUAUGGUUACCAACUGCAACUUUCAGGACACAGGACACCUAGAAAAGAGCAAUGGCAUAUUAUAAUCCUAGUAGCAGACCCCACAUAGUGUGAAAAGUUUUGUUUGAUGUUGUUGAUCCUAAAACGUGAU
This is a messenger RNA of Theobroma umbraticum, 1170 nucleotides long. RefSeq lists its product as uncharacterized. Gene Ontology annotation, cellular component: chloroplast thylakoid membrane. NCBI's taxonomy places the organism in Eukaryota, Viridiplantae, Streptophyta, Magnoliopsida, Malvales, Malvaceae. The record is from RefSeq and is a predicted model, not a curated record.